UCGUGUAUAGUUUUAGUAAUGUGUGCUCAUCGAUGGUGUACAUGUAUUUUGGUCAUUAGCUAGCAUAGAUCCCCCGUUCAUUCGCAGUGACCUCAAGUGUCAAGAUAUUUCCUUUCAAAUUUCAUCUGGGUCUGAAAGGCUCAGCAUCUCCUCGGGGCUGUAGUGGCUAGAGUCACACGAACCAAGUCCCUUCCAAUUUUACCGAAUUUCGGCCGAAGAAAAUGAGCCAAUUCCUUCCGUUCACGCCGCCGAUCGUCAAGCGGUUGUUGGGAUGGAAGAAAGACGACACGGAAGAUCGCUGGUCAGAGAAAGCUGUCAAAAGCCUCGUGAAGAAGCUAAAAAAGACAGGGGGUUUGGACGAACUGGAAAAGGCCAUCUCAUCUCAGGAUGUGCACACCAAAUGUGUUACGAUUCCAAGAUCGGAGCAUGUGGUCAGUGGGACUCACGUUUUGGCGCACCCUUCCAAUACCAAAGCCCAAUCGUCCUUGGACGGACGUCUUCAGGUCUCACAUAAAAAGGGGCUGCCCCAUGUCAUGUACUGCCGUCUUUGGAGGUGGCCAGAUCUCCAGAGCCACCACGAGUUGAAACCAGUGGAGCACUGCGAGUUUGCUUUUCGUCUUAAGCGGGACGAAGUCUGCGUCAACCCAUAUCACUACACAAGGGUUGAGACACCAGUGUUGCCACCGGUGCUGGUCCCCCGACAAACGGACGUCCCUACAGAGCUGCCUGCUCUUGAUGACCCAAGCAGUAUGGUUCCAGAAAAUGCUAAUUACCCAGUGGGUAUGGAACCACAGAACCUUCUCCAACCAGAAACUCCACCACCGGGCUACAUGAGUGAGGACGGCGAUAAUACAGAACAGAGUAUGGACACAUCUCAGAAUGGAACAAUGUCACCCAGUUCUACAGAUUCACUAGACCUACAGCCCGUCUCCUACUGUGAACCUCCUUUCUGGUGCUCCAUUGCCUACUACGAGAUGAACCAGAGGGUCGGGGAGACCUUCCAAGCCUCCCAGCCCUCCCUUACCAUCGAUGGUUUCGUCGAUCCUUCCAGCUCGGAGCGUUUCUGUUUGGGCCUCUUGUCCAACGUCAACAGAGAUCCCACAGUCGAAAUCACAAGAAGACACAUUGGUAAAGGUGUCAGGUUAUAUUACAUCGGCGGGGAAGUCUUUGCUGAGUGUCUAAGUGACAGUAGCGUGUUUGUCCAGAGCCCCAAUUGUAACCAAAGAUACGGCUGGCAUCCCGCCACAGUCUGUAAAAUACCACCAGGCUGCAAUCUUAAGAUUUUCAACAACCAGGAGUUUGCAGCCCAGCUGUCCCAAUCUGUCAACCGGGGAUUUGAAGCCGUCUACCAGCUAACUCGCAUGUGUACCAUCCGCAUGAGCUUUGUCAAGGGCUGGGGUGCCGACUACCGGCGCCAGACGGUCACCAGCACCCCUUGCUGGAUUGAACUUCACCUUAAUGGGCCGCUGCAGUGGCUGGACAGGGUCCUGACUCAGAUGGGUUCGCCGGUGGACAAGUGCUCAAGCAUGUCGUGAGUUGGGCCGUGCCCUGCCCUGCCCUGCCCUGCCCUCUCUCCCCCAGCUGACUCUCAGUCUUGUCAAAUUUCAUCAGGACUCCCAUGCCCAAAGCCACUUGUCAAGUGGUGAACUGUUUGAUGAAGUCACAGUGGCUGACAGGCUUAGGGAGGAAGGGAAGAGGGUUACUUACCCAUAAACCCUGAAGAGUGCUCCCUUGACAAGAAUUAAAUUCAUCUCAGAAAUUCUAUCCAAAUUUCUCUGGGGCCGUUCAUUUAUUUUUUGAUGGUGUAUCUAUAAUCACGCAGAGCUGAUGUUGUCACUUCUGUCUCUCAAAUGUUUGAGGGGAUGAAAAUUUGCAUACGCCACACUUAUUAAAAUCAAAUAUAUAUAUCUCAUCAGUGUAUAAAAUAUUUAGAGAUUCAGGCUUUUGGUCCCUUAUUGCUAACUGUUGCAUAAGAGACUUGUGACAUUUUUGUUCAAAUUUAUAAUGCUUGCAAACAAUAGGGGGUUGCACUGACAGAUUUCAGAAAAAUGCAAACUGCAUAUCUUCACGGGAUGGUUUGAUUUGGAAAAUUUCCUUUCGCAUUGCCUUUGAAAUGGUAUUUCCGCCUGGUCCAAUUUUCUUUUUUCCUCCGUAUUUUAUCUGGCAAGGAGCUGUUGGCUACAGUGUAAGUGUAGCUCAACGCUGCUUCAUCGCCAGGAGAAAAUGCAGCUUUGAGCUUACUUGCUGUAGGAUGUUAAGUCCGGUGCGUUACCACCUAUACUCAAGUCUGGAUGGCUGUUGAAUUUUUACACACACCACCAUCUAGGCUUUGUUCAGAUUGAAUCUUGUGGGACAGCCCCAGCAGUGACACUCGAAAAGUUUUAUUUUUAAUCGUCGUUGACGGGGAGAAAAUGGAAAGAAAGCAGCUGUAAACAAUUUUUAAAAAGUAAGAAUAUUUUUAUGAGGAUUAAUAGUGUAUGAUAAUCUUGCUUCUUAUAGGUCGUUAAAGUGCUUGAACAUGAUGCAUUGUGUGCUGAUAAGACUGUAAGGCUAAACGUGUCGUUACUGUGUCAUUUUGUUGCUGAUUUGAUCAUUUUUGUCCACUUACCUUUAUAUCUCUCCCGUAACCCUGGUCAUCAUCACUUUUUCUCAGGCAGUUGUUCCUGGCAGUUUGAUCUUUACAGUUUACCGAUCUCUUAAAGAUGGAAAUUUCAAGAAUUUGUCGACUGAACUUGUAAAUCACAGGACCUGUAUGCUCGGAAUCUCACUGAACCUAACUUAGGUUCCAUUUUUAAGGAGACCACAAGUUGACCUUUAUGUAUGCUACGUUUUAAAAGAGUUAUUAAACCCCAUGUAAAGCAAUUGUGUGUAUGCUUCAUCUUCCUCACAUCCUCCAAAAUCAAUCAAACCUUGAUGGAUCAUUAGGGAUCUGGUGGAUUGGGUUAGCAAUGAGUGUGUUCGGUUAUCAAUUUAUAGAAAAUUAUAUUACAUUCUCAUCGGGCAGAUUUUCUGGAAUGGUCCCGGUAGUGAUCCUGAACCAUUAACGAAAAUCAAAUGCAGGUAUUUGUUUUUUGUUUUUCCCUUCAUUCUUCAUGAAAAAAAAAAAGCCAGAUGACUUGACAAAUGUUUUAUUCAGAAUGAAGGUACCAGUGAUGCUCCCCCAGCCGCGAGAGUUCCACCGGCAGGUUUUGACCUUGGGACUGUUUGUUUGACACGGAGCUGGAUCGCACUCAGUGAUCCUAACACUGGUUAACACUAUCCAUUAGGCAAGUUUUGGUGUCCCUAAACCAACGAGGGAUCACUGAUUGUAAACCAAAGCUGUGUGAAACCUCUGGUCUAGGCUCGCAGAGUGAGGGUUCCCACGAUUGUUCUUCCUUCAUACUGUGCCCAUUCAUAAGUAGAGUUAUCUUGGCUUCAAAACUAGAGGUGAGUCUCGUAGCUUGGUGCAUCCAAUAUGAAAAUGUAUUGAGACAAUCACAUCAUCUUUUACUGUUCUGUUGUAGAAGGGUAAACCUUUUUUCCCCCUUUUUAUUUUAAAAUUGGGUUUUUCCUUUUUGAAUGGAUAUUUGGUGAAGCAUUUGUACAUACUGCUCACUUCUGGCCAGUUUUUAUUUUACAUUACGUCGCAUUGGUGCUAUAAGGUCCUUAAAAAAAUUGUGCUAGAAGAUCCUUAUUGGAAAAUACUGCUUACAAAAGGAAUUGAUUGAGAAGAUUGGGUGAAACUUAAAUGUACAUGUCCAUGUACGGGUAAAAAAUAAUGUUGAAAAUAAAACCGUUUGGAAUGCAGUCUGUUCCACCCCAAAAAUCUUUUAGUUUCAGAAGAAGGCCCUAAGCUUAUUUUUGAAAAAUGUCACGACUGCACUGAGGACCUCAGAGCACUGACUUGGCUCAUUUUUUUCCCUUGACAGGCUUGGGAAGAAACAAAAGCCUAAAUUUCACGACAGAUGUAUUUUUGCAACUCAGAUUUGUUUCACAACUUUUUUUUUAAUCGCAUGGUUGAGCUCCUAUCAUGCAUGGCCAUGACGCAUUUUUGUUUGUUUUUCUCUCUCAUCUUCUCUAAGGCCUGAUUCAUUUGACAGUGGAAAUGUUGAUGUGAAGGUUCACGGUUGUGGGAAUUUGGAAAGAAAUGAUAAUGAUCUUAAUUUAUAAUUUAUCAGUUGCAUCUUGCAUGUAGGAAUGGUGUGUGUCUGGGCACUGUUUGAAAAAAAGUCGCCGUUUUAUGUUUAUUAAUCAGUGUAUUACUGUGUAGAUUGAAGAGGAUAUGUCACAGGAAACGGACUGAAAAAAGGUGAUAUAAAUUUAAAAUACAUGCCAUGUAAAAACAAAAAAUAAAAGCCAUACGCUGUACAUUUGUGUAAAUAUGUAACUAUUGCUUAAAGCACUUUUCUGUAGAAUUUCUUCUUGAGAAAAAAAAAAGCUGUUUCCUCUUUCUGUGCCAUCUCUUAUCUCUUUACUAAGAGGAAAGUGCCCCGGUUACCCGCAGUUAAAUUUAAUCACUUCUCUCAAAUGUAAUUCACCAUGGGACUUGCGAAGUAUAUCGUUUGAAGAUGGUGAACUUCGGAAAGUCAGCAAGAUUUGUGAAUGCCAUUAUUGUUGGAGAGAGUUGCAACACGCAAAGCAAAAUUGAAAGGGGCUGAUUAUUAUUUUCAACUACACCUCAAGGGAGGCCAAAUUUUAGGGACACAUUACACAUACCAGUCUUUGUGAUCUUGAGACAUGAAGUCGUGUAAUACCACAAGUCCAGGAUUUGUUUCUGUGCCAUAACUCACCGCACUUUAGUGUAGGUAUUUUCUUCUCAAAAAGACCUAUGCUCACUCACUCCCUAUUGAAUUGACCAGCUACAGUUGUAACCAUGAACAGCCCCUAGUGAACGAGAAGUUAAUUAAUUAUAUUACUAUUUGGUUUAAUUUUUCAGUUGCCUUUUGGUCGCUUACUUGAAUAAGGAGAAUAAUUAUUUGUCACUGGCUUAGUGAAUUUAUAUCUUAUCUUGAAAAUGAUGAGUUUAUAAUUACCAUUCCAGAAAGGGUCUACCAAUAAGCACUCUUUAAUGAAGAGCAUCACCCAAUAAUUCUGUUUUUAUGAACUAUUCUGUGUACAUUUGACACAUCAUUGGCUGAAAAAAAUGACGUAUUGUGCUGCUAUAGUUCUGCUGACGUUUUCCCACAGAAUUUAGCAAUGUCAUAUUUUCGUUUUGUGGUUAUGUUUCAUUCUGAUAUGUUUCUUGCGAACAGUCGGAUAAUUUAAUGUCAUAAAAUGAUCAUAACGUCUGAGCUGUUGCACUUGCACAUUACGGAACCGAGAGCUUUUUAUGUAAGACUCAAACAGCCGUGUGAUGUAAUGUUCUGACGGCUGUUUCAGUGUGGUAUUUGUCGUGUAGUCAAAAUGUCUUCUGGGUAGCAAAGCUAAAUGCUAAUUCUGUGUUGGUGCUUGCAUUGUUAAUGUAGACGAUUAUUUCAAUAAAAUGACAAAAUUGUAAACAAAAAAUAAAAUAUACUAUUAUUAAAACAAA
This is a messenger RNA of Acanthaster planci (crown-of-thorns starfish), 5509 nucleotides long. Its product is annotated as SMAD family member 3-like. NCBI's taxonomy places the organism in Eukaryota, Metazoa, Echinodermata, Asteroidea, Valvatida, Acanthasteridae. The record is from RefSeq and is a predicted model, not a curated record. Gene Ontology annotation, molecular function: I-SMAD binding; DNA-binding transcription factor activity, RNA polymerase II-specific; RNA polymerase II cis-regulatory region sequence-specific DNA binding. Gene Ontology annotation, biological process: cell differentiation; SMAD protein signal transduction; positive regulation of transcription by RNA polymerase II. Gene Ontology annotation, cellular component: heteromeric SMAD protein complex.